Messenger RNA from Rattus rattus (black rat), 2136 nucleotides. It is a transcript of the gene Tex30, whose product is annotated as testis expressed 30. The transcript is spliced from 5 exons. Lineage: Eukaryota; Metazoa; Chordata; Mammalia; Rodentia; Muridae. The coding region runs from base 1191 to 1874 and encodes 227 amino acids. The record is from RefSeq and is a predicted model, not a curated record.
ACUUGCACAUAUGUACGUACAGCACAAAAAAUAAUAGAUAUAUGCGUUGCCUCUUCUUAAAUGAAAAUUAGUUUUUAAAAUUACAGAUUAUUUGAUGCAACAUUUCCUUUCCCAUGAUUUUUUUUUUUUUUUUACAAAUGUACCUACACACCUGUAAGUAUAUCUACUAAAAACAAGUAAUACUGGUUGCCUUGAGAAGUGUUCCAAAUGCAAGGCAAAAGUGAACUGAGACAAUGUAAUAUAUUCUUGGUAUCUUUUUGAGCUUUGAACCAUGUUACUGUUACCUACUGAAUUAACAAAUGCCAAUGAAGGCAUAUAGAUAAUGGAAAUUCUCAUGGCAGUGAUAUGCUGAAAAAUGAAAGUUCUCACAAUAAAAAGGGAUUGCAAAAAUUACAGUGGCUUUUCUUGCUUAUGGUUCUUCAGAUCAGUUGUGACUUUGAGUUCUAGGCUUUAAUUUGGCUUUAAAUUUUUUCAAACUGUCUUCAUUAUGGGAUUCUGGCUGAAACUGAAAAAAAUCCUGCGAUGGAUUUUCUCUGUGGUUCAGGGUGAAAAUCAGUUCAAAAUUUCUAGGAAUCUGCCACAGCUUACCUCAGAAGUAACACUUUGAAAUGUUCCAGUAGUCAAACCCAGAGUCAAUAGGAUCACAUGACAAGGACUUCUGUUAUAUGAAAGGGAGAAAACGAAAUGAUGAAAAUUAUUUAAUAGCUUCAGGAAACUUAAAUUGAAAUUGUUGAGAUUGUAUCAAAAAAGGAAUGAUGAAGAAAAUUAUUUAGUAGAUAUAGAAAUUAAGUUGGGGUGGUUAAGAAUGAAGACUCUUAUAAAUAUAUUUCAAAAAUAUAUUUGUAAAGGUACAGUAUACUGUUUUGGAAAGAAUUACUUUAAAGCCUCUGUAUCAAAGUAUCAAAUUUGCUUUAUCUUAUAUUUAUCUGAUAGCUCCUAUACUUAGUUUUGAGUGCUCAUAAAAAUCUUGACAGUAAUGUAUGAUUGAGUAAUAAAUCAGUACAGAGUACCAGUGUGUAAAGAGCUAGUUGGUAGUUGUGUUUAUUUCAGCUUUUGAACAUGCUCAUUCAUAGUUUUGGGGUCAUAUCCAUGUCUGACAACUCACCUUUUACAACAGAAUCUUCUUUUCAGGGAGAUGCCCUUUGCUUCUCAGAUGUAAUGCACCUUGUGUUUAUUAUUCAACAGUGAAAAUGAGUCACACAGAGGUUAAAUUAAAAAUACCUUUUGGAAAUAAAUUACUGGAUGCCGUUUGUUUGGUACCUAACAAGAACAUAGCAUAUGGAAUAAUUCUUACACAUGGAGCAUCAGGAGAUAUGAAUCUUCCUCAUUUGAUGUCACUGGCAUCCCAUCUUGCAUCUCACGGGUUUUUUUGCCUGAGAUUUACUUGCAAAGGCCUUAAUAUUGUACAUAGAAUUAAGGCAUAUAAAGCAGUUUUGAAUUACCUGAAGACCUCAGGAGAAUACAAACUUGCAGGUGUUUUUCUUGGAGGUCGUUCGAUGGGCUCAAGAGCAGCUGCUUCUGUAAUGUGUCAUACUGAGCUGGACGAUGCCGAUGAUUUUGUUCGAGGUCUCAUUUGUAUUUCUUACCCACUGCACCAUCCAAAGCAGCAGCAUAAACUCAGAGAUGAAGAUCUCUUUCGCAUAAAGGAUCCUGUACUGUUUGUGUCAGGCUCAGCAGAUGAAAUGUGUGAAAAGAACUUGUUGGAGAAAGUAGCACAGAAAAUGCAAGCCCCCAGUAAAAUUCAUUGGAUUGAGAAGGCAAAUCAUUCUAUGGCAGUGAAAGGACGGUCAACAAAUGAUGUAUUCAAAGAAAUAAACACUCAAAUCUUGUUUUGGAUCCAAGAAAUCACUGAAAUGGACAAGAAAUGUCAUUAAAAGCCAUGUUUUGAAUAAAAGUACGGUUGGUUAAUUUGAUAAAGUACACCUCUCAGCAUUGUGAGAUGUAUUUCAGACUAAUGUUCUUUAAUGUUGCCCUAUUUUUGAAACAUUGUAUCGUGAAAAUAUCCUUUACAAGAUGUCUUUUGAAAGCACUGUUACAGUUAUAUGAAGAUAAUGUACAAAUAUUGAAGGUUGUCUAUAAUUUAUUUUUAUUAGUAUAGUUAAGUUUUGAAAAAUUAAACAUUUGCAUUUUGUUACA